This is a messenger RNA of Diorhabda sublineata, 439 nucleotides long. RefSeq lists its product as uncharacterized. The transcript is spliced from 2 exons. The record is from RefSeq and is a predicted model, not a curated record. The coding region runs from base 37 to 411 and encodes 124 amino acids. Lineage: Eukaryota; Metazoa; Arthropoda; Insecta; Coleoptera; Chrysomelidae. Gene Ontology annotation, molecular function: odorant binding.
UCAUGAUUUUUAGUUCAGUAGAAACCUUCAUCCAAAAUGAAACUUUCCAUCAUUUGUUUCACGUUAAUUUUUUGUUCCACGGCGGACGAAACCAAAGAUUUGAUCGAAGGAGCUCUCAAAUCAUGCGGAGCUCAAAUCGACGGUCCGAAUAAUAUUGGUAAGUUGGUGUUGGAACGAAACGCAGACGAAGCAAAAUUGGGCGCUACGAUAUUUUGCGCCAAUAAAAAAAUUAAUCUGCAACGUACCAACGGAGACAUAAAUCUCGACGUACUGGGAAAUUUCCUUACAACCGGCAACAGGGACGAAGAAACGGCUAAAAAAAUUAUGGAUUGCGGACGAGCCAAAGGCGAUUCCGGCGCAACGAAAGCUUUUAAUUUUUUAAAAUGUCACGAGAUGGCGAUUAAAACUUAAUAUAAAAAUAAUAAAAUAUACAAAAAUU